AUCCCUACUGCAGGACCCCGGCCUACAGCACGAUCGGACAACUAGCAAAUGGAGCCUUUGGAGGCCUGGGGAACCCAGCAGUGGCUGCGAGUUCAGUGUUUGCUCACAAGGAGAGUCCUGGCAGCCAAGCCUUUGCCAAUCCCCGGGAGCACUGGAACCGUCUGCACCAGACGCCGCCGUCCUUCCCCAGCCCUCCGCCAGGGUGGCCGCGGCUGGGAGCUAGUGAAGCAGAGCGGAGUAGCCACUUCGACAAGGAACUGGAGUCUGACCGGCACCAAGCUCCCUUCAUCAAGGAGGAGAUUGGCAGGGAAACCGUGUACGCCCGCUAUUCGGCCCGCAUCUCUCCGGCCGCCCCCCUGAAGAUGGUGAGCAGUGGGAGCGCGGCGGGCACACCGCGAGAGGAGGAGCUGGACGAGGAGACGGCGCGCAGCGUGCUCAGGAGCAGCGCAGGGGGGGAGCUGCGGGGGCCAGGCCGUGACCGGGAACGUGCCGAGAGCUCCCGGGAGCACUUCAAACAGGAGCGGCGGAUCCGGGAUGUUGCCGAGGAGAGCCGCCUGCCGGCCAGGAGGCCCGGGGAGGAGUUGGGGGCCGCUGCUGCAGCGAUCCGGGACCCUUCGCCGUUCUCCCGGCCGUCCUCCUGCGCCGGACCCUCCUCCUCGUCCUCUUCCAGUGCCGGCACCCCCUCCUCGUCAGCCGCGGUGCAGGAGGGCGCCAAGCCGAGCCUGCUGCGGGAGCUGGCCAAGCGGCACGAAGUGAGGGUGAAGGCCGAGCUCCAGCAGCACGAGCCGGUGGGCUUUGAGCCGCCCGCCCAGCUCCCCCCUCGCUCCCACCUGCCUGGCUCUCUCCACCCGGUGCCGCUGGCCCUAAUCGGGCAGCUGGGUGGCGCCCUGGAGCGGGGUGCCAGCCGGGUGCUGCACGGGCCCUUCCUGGGGGUGGGGGUGCCCGCCGCGGCGCCCGAGCGCCUGGGCCCCUACACCUGGGAGCCUUACCGCGAGGCCUGGCGCGAGGGCUGCCGGGCGCCCGAGCUGGCCGGGGUGGCUCCGGCCGGCACCCGCUUCUACGAGGCGGACCCCCGGCCUUACCGGGAGAGGGCCACGCUCCGGGAGUACGGGCGCCGGGAGCCUGAGUCCGCCGCCACCUCAGCUUCAGCCGCCGCCGCAGCGCCAGGGGCCCUCCUGCAGGAGUACGAGCAGCGGGCGCAGCUCCUGGGCUUGUUGGUGCCCCCGCCACCCCCGCCUCACCACCAUCACCACCACCACCAUCAUCACCACCACCCGCCUCCGCCUCCGGGAGCGACGGCCACCCCGCCACCUCCUGCUCCUCACCCUUACCCUCGCCUCAGCCCCUCGGGCCUGGUCCCUCAGGGCGGCCUGCUCAGCAAGACCUCCCCCAUGGCCGGGCUGGGGGCGCCGCCCCCCCUCAUCUCCUCGUCGGCCCGGCCUGGCACCCCGCCUCACCGCGUCACCCCCCUCCUGGCCUCCGAGCUCCGGGAGCUGUCCGCCUACAGCCACAAGGACCGCGACUCCAGAUAAUGGCCGCCGAGGAGGGCCGGCGUUUGGCAAGAUGGCGGACUGUUGGCGCCUCACCCACGCCCUCACCUCCGUGCGAUCCACCCAACCUGGACUGCUCCAGACUUCCCUUUUUAUUUUGUCUUUUUAAACAAAAGAAAAGGAACAAUUUGCUUUCAGAGAGAAGAACACCCUGUAAAUAUUUAUAUUAUAUAACCUGUGCUUUUUGGGACAAA
This is a messenger RNA of Chiloscyllium plagiosum (whitespotted bambooshark), 1744 nucleotides long. The record is from RefSeq and is a predicted model, not a curated record. Lineage: Eukaryota; Metazoa; Chordata; Chondrichthyes; Orectolobiformes; Hemiscylliidae.